AUUCUUUUCUUUCCUUCUUUCUUUCCUUAUCAUAUCUUUUUUUUUUCAAGUCCAACUACUCUUAUCUGAUAGGCUUUCUCUCUCUCUCUCAUUUUUUAUAUAUAGUAUUUAUUACCAAUGCAACAAAAUCAUCAUGUCAAACGUAAAUGGACAGAAUCCUUUUCUACUUGUGAUCAAGUGAACAAUGACGAUGACUUGAAGAAAGUACAAAGUACAAGGUCGUCUACGUAUGAAGAAGAUAUUGACAAGAAAGACAUGGAGGAAGAUGAUGAAGAAUUGAAAAUCAAACGCAAGGCGCAAAAUAGGGCUGCUCAAAGGGCCUUUCGUGAAAGAAAAGAACGUUAUGUAAAGGAUUUGGAAAUCAAGAUCAAACAAGUACAAGAUAAUCAUAUCUUUGCCACUAAUCAAUUAUUUCAAGAAAAUCAUCACCUUCGAUCUAUUAUCUGUCGAUUAGAAGCUGAAAAUAUUGCUUUGAAAGGUGUUACGCCCUUGGCCAAUUCUAUCAACAAUCACGAUCUCAACCUUUUUUCAUCGUCUUCUCCUCAAUUCAAUACUCUUGGUUUAUUACCUCAACAAAAUUUACUUUUACCUCCUGUUAUGACUGGAUAUCAACCUAUUCAACCUAAUCCUAUUACUAACAAGGAAAACAAGAAAUCAAUCAAUCAACCAAAACCAUUGGCUGCCAAACCUCCCGUAUGUCAACAACAAAUCCAACCUAUCCACAAAUCAAUCAAAACCAAAAAGAAGGAACAAAAUCGAAAACAAAAAAAUCAAAAUCAACAAACCUUACAACCGGAACAGCAGGAGUUUACUUUUUCCAUCACUACACCCGCAACUUUACGUGCCGACACUUUGGAAAAGAAUCCAUCUGUAGAUACUAUUGAAUUAGUUCCUCUUUAUCAUCCUGAUCAUCAUCAUCCUGCUCUUUCUCAAGUCAACGACAAUCCAACAACAGAUUCAUCUCUCUCUUGCGACUCACCUACCUUGACAUCAGCCACGUCUGUUAUUGGAAUGGAUACAACAAUGCCUUCAUUAUCAUUUUUGGAUGGAUACGAUGCAUUUGAAAAGCUCUAUGUUGAUCAAGAUGCUUCAUUAUUUGAUGAUGAUCAUGGUUUAGGAUUAUCUAUGAUUCAAUCUCGACGUAAUUCUGAACAAGAUCAAACAAUGAAGGAUGAGAAAAUGAUCAAAGAACAAAAACCAGGAUCAGCUAGUGAUCGAUUGUUGAUGGAAUCUCAACAUUCAAAUCAAUCUCAAUCUGAACAACAACAACAACAACAACAACAACAACAAGGCCGACGGGCUGGACCGGGUGCAACAACAACUAUAGUGAUGGAAGACGAUGAAAAGACCCCGAUAUGGCAAAAGAUCACCGAACAUGCUCAAAACAACAAAUUCAGUGUGGAUCAUCUUGUGGAAGCUGUACGCAGCACAACAACAUCGAAAAGGAAAAACAAACUUUUGGUGGAUGAAUGGGAAUUGGAGGCCAUGGUACAUGAUUUGAAUUAUUAUCUUUAAUGAUGAUGACAUCUUUCUACUACUACUUUGAUUAUAGCAUACAUCUUUUUUUUUUUUUAGAUUCAUCUUUAUUCCAUUCUUUGUACAUAUAAUAAAAUAAAAAAAAUGCCUAGAUAUUCAUAAUAUC
Molecule: messenger RNA, 1642 nt
Organism: Halteromyces radiatus
Lineage: Eukaryota; Fungi; Mucoromycota; Mucoromycetes; Mucorales; Cunninghamellaceae
Exons: 3
Coding region: 118-1515 (465 amino acids)
Cellular component (GO): RNA polymerase II transcription regulator complex
Molecular function (GO): transcription cis-regulatory region binding; DNA-binding transcription activator activity, RNA polymerase II-specific
Source: RefSeq, a predicted model, not a curated record